GCCAGAGCUGCUGACAGAGUUUGGGAACAUUGGGUACAUUUGAGUGAGUCAAUCCUAGGCUCAGUUUGUGGUUAGCAUGUCUAAGACUUAAUUCUCAGGGUUCUGGGGUUUAAUGUUAGACACCCAGUCUGAUACCAUCUCUAUAGCGUGUGCCAUCAGCCCCCAAUGCCCUCAUUAACCAGCAUGGAGCCCUACACCUGCAUCCCCCCCAACACACAUACACACACACAUAAUACUCUCUCAUGCAAUGUUUACAACAUAUUCUCACGCACAACAUGAACAUUGAUUGAUACAUCACUGCCAUCUUGUGGCAUUGAUACGUUUUGAAUGCAAUUGUUUUUCCAGAAGCAGUGAUAGUAAAAAAUAAAUAAAAUAAAAACACUUGUUCGUGGAUUGCUUUAUUAGUAGCCUUACUUGUGUAGAAAAUAUAAAUAGGCCAUUUGCAGUGCCAAACAGUAGUCUAUAUGUGAUACUCAACACAAGCAGAAUGUGCUUAAUAGAAUUUGAAGGGCUACUUCACUUUUAUGACAAAUAUUUUCUCUGAUUAUGUUGUGUUGGCCUGGCUUCAUGAAUUUGACAUUACAAUAUCCUUAACUGAGAUGAUGUCGCAAAAUUGUGCCAUCUGUGCUGUACACUUGUUUGUGUUGGUCCAGGACACGCACAUGAGUAGGUUAGAGGUUGCCCCUAACCACUGAUACAAAGUCAGAUGUUUUCUAAUCACCUCAAUGAUAACGUUUAGGAUUGGAGUACAAUAAUCUGAUCCUACAUCUGAUGUUACGAGAGCCUCUAACUUGAGGCAGGCAACAACGACACUUGACGCUACCCUACCGCGGACUGGCUCGAGCCAACACCACGCGACAAGAGUAGAUGCAAGAUGGCGACCCUUUUAGUAUUAGAGGAAUAAGUGCGGUGAAGGAUAGAUAAAGCCAUGCCGUGGGAGCGCCCAGUUUCUGAGCUCGCCAUGGUGAUCUGAAGCCCCAGUGUGGACGUGUCACACCCACACUCACCUACCCACAGACACACACACGGACUGAGCCCCCCAGCAAGUGUGUGCGAUGGACAGGUGUAAGCACGUGGGGCGGCUCAGGCUGGCCCCAGACCACUCCAUCCUCAACCCCCAGAAGUGGCACUGCGUGGACUGCAACACCACUGAGUCGGUGUGGGCCUGCCUGGGCUGCGCCCACGUUGCGUGCGGCCGCUACAUCGAGGAGCACGCCCUGCAGCACUUUCUGCAGCAUCGCCACCCACUGGCCAUGGAGGUCAAUGAGCUCUAUGUCUUCUGCUACCUGUGUGACGACUACGUGCUCAACGACAACGCGACGGGAGACCUCAAGCUGCUGCGCUCCACACUCAGCGCCAUCCAGAGCCAGCGCUACGAGGUCACCACGCGCUCAGGACGAACCUUGAGAUUAGCUAGUGCCCCGCCCGACGCCCCCCAGCCCUGUGGCUCCAGCGAACUGCAGCUGAGGGACGAGGACCGCAUGUUCACGGCGCUCUGGCACCGCCGCCGGGCGCUGAUGGGUCGAGUGUUCCACACCUGGUUCAGCUUGACGGAAGGGGGGAAGAGGAGGGAAGAGGAGGACAGGCAGAGAGAGGAGGAGGAGGAGAGGAGGAAGGAGUUGAGGGAGAGGAGGAAGACGUUGAAGAGGCAGCUACAAGAAGAGUUGGAGAGAGCUCCACCCAGGAAGAGCCACCGCCUGAGGAGAGCCAGUCAGAGAGCUGCUGCCGCCGCUGCUGUCACCCCCCGCCCCACACGAACAUGCACCCCUCACACACCCCAGACCCCCCUCACCCCCCGACCAAGGACCCAGAGCCCCGCCACUCACACCCCCAAGAGAAUGGGCCGCCCCCCUAAAACCCCAGCGCCCAAACCCACUCGAUACUCCACCCCCUCUUCCUCCACCAAAGGCAAAACCAGAGCCUCCUCUGCCCAAGCCCGGACUGCCCCCUCCCCGGCCCCCCGCCGUGCCCCCUCCAAACAGGGCGACUCACCCCUCAAACGGCGGCCCACGGUCACCCCGGGCGUCACGGGCCUGCGUAACCUAGGCAACACGUGCUACAUGAACUCCAUCCUGCAGGUGCUGAGCCACCUUCACAUCUUCAGGGAGUGUUUCCUCCGGCUGGACCUGACGCAGGCCCUGGAGCUGCUGGCCUCGGCUGUCCACGGCCAGCUGGUGGUUCCCAGCCCCGGGGGCCCAGUGUCGUCCUCCCCGCUGGCCCUAAGGAGAGGCCCCCUGGCGGGCGCUGGGCUAAGCGGGGGGGCCUCCAGGGCCCGGAGCAUGGAGCUGAUCCAGCCCAAGGAGCCCAGCUCUAAGCACAUCUCCCUGUGCCACGAGCUGCACACCCUCUUCCAGGUGAUGUGGUCAGGCAAGUGGGCCCUGGUGUCGCCCUUUGCCAUGCUGCACUCGGUGUGGCAGCUGAUCCCAGCCUUCCGGGGCUACGCCCAGCAGGAUGCCCAGGAGUUCCUGUGUGAGCUGCUGGACAAGGUGCAGCACGAGCUGGAGAGCACGGGGACACACACACCGCCCGCUGGUGUGUCAACCGGACAGAGACAUCUCAUCAAGCAGGUGCUCAGCGUGGUCAACACCAUCUUCCAUGGACAGCUCCUCAGCCAGGUGACGUGUCUGGCAUGUGACCACCGCUCCAACACGGUGGAACCCUUCUGGGACCUAUCGCUGGAGUUCCCCGAGCGUUACCACAGCAACAGCCGGGAGAGCGCAGCGCAGGUGUCGUGCCAGCUGACGGAGAUGCUGGCCAAGUUCACGGAGACAGAAGCCCUGGAGGGCAACAUCUACGCCUGCGACCAGUGCAACAGUAAGCGGCGGAGGUUCUCCUCCAAACCCGUCAUCUUGACUGAAGCUCAGAAACAGCUGAUGGUUCACAAACUGCCUCAGGUCCUGCGCCUGCACCUCAAACGCUUCAGGUGGUCUGGUAGGAACCACAGGGAGAAGAUCGGAGUCCACGUCAGCUUUGACCAGCUCCUCAACAUGGAGCCAUACUGCUGCAGAGACCCCUCCCCCAAGAGCUCGCCAUGCUCCAGUCCCGCCUCCGCCGGCUCCCCGUGUCCAAAACACUUCCUGUACGAGCUGUCCGCUGUGGUGAUGCAUCAUGGGAAGGGCUUCGGCUCCGGCCACUACACUGCCUACUGCUACAACAAAGAAGGAAGGUUCUGGGUCCACUGUAAUGACUCUAAGCUGAACGUUUGUUCUGUGGAGGAGGUGUGUCGCGCCCAGGCCUAUAUACUCUUCUACACGCAGCGCUUCACUCAGGACAAAGACAGGCCGCUAUAGGACCAGGACCCACUGAGCCCCGCCCCAAACAUCUCAACCCUGCCCUCUCUCUCUAGCUCUUUAUUUGUGGGCAUUUUAUCCCCUCUGGGGGGAGAAGUUAUCAUUUGAUCAUUCUUUUUCUAAAAGAACAGAGAAAGGACACACUCUUUUUAUUUUUUUUGCUUUGUGAAUUUCUUGUACAUGGUGUUUAUAUGGGUUUUAAAAGAAAAGGAACAUGUUUGUUUUUGAUAGUGUACAGGUUUAUUUUAUCAAGAGUGUCAGCCAAGGUGUGCGUUGUAUUAUAGACACGCCUUUACAGGAGUAGACAGACAGACAGACUUUGGCCAGGUGUGACUGUGUAAGUUUCCUCUGUCAGUAGUUCAGAUUUAUUCAGGUGUCAACCUUUCUGCUUGUCUGCUCUGUGAUUUUAUUUUCCUCAAAUCGAUUUGAAUCAACUAAAAUGUUUCUCACAGCCACUUUAGACAGUUGACUAAGGGAUGUCACAGUCAGUCAAAUUCUCAACUGGAAUGAAGACUGAAACAGGUCAUUCCCUCCAUAAAUAGUCUUUAGAGUUUAACCCCUUUAGUUUCGCCAGAGACUGAAGAGGAAGCGAGACACCUCACUCGCUCCUAUUUUCUGGUUCAUAUACAGUCAAUGAACUAAGCAGACCAGACCUAGCUGCUAUUACAUUGGUGCCUAUGGGAGAGCCACCACUUAUGUGGACUGUGACAAUUUUUUAAAAUGGUAAACAGCCUGAGUGGGACAUCAUUUAUCCACCAUCUUUGGUAUCGCUCUCUGUAGUAAGUCCGGUCGGUCAGGAAAUGGUUCUUGAUUGACUACUGAACUCAAGCCAAAGCACGAGGGGAAACGUUUAAAAAGUAUCUCAGCUUCUCCAAAAACAAUUACACAACAUUUGCAGGAUAUAUUCUUUGACUGGUUUUGGAAAAUCUAUUUUGUAACCAGUUUCCAAAGGGAUGUUUGUUUUUAGCUAAAUGCUGCCCUCUGUCUUCAUAAUGUAAAUGUAUUUCCUGGUGCUGGUGUUUUUAGGCCUCCUAACUUUUGGUUGGUAUCUCUACAGUCACAAGUGUCAUAGAAAAGUGCCCUUCAUAUCAGAACAUAUAUAUUUUUGUAUUUCCUUUGCCAGAAGAGUGUAUUUGGUAUCAGUUCUUUGUAGCACUGUAAAAUGCAGGCCAGCAUUUAGAAUAUUGAAUGUAUUUUUGUAUACUCGGACAUUGAGGGUUUUUCACACGCUUUUUUUAUUUUUAUAAACACGGCAACUGACUGUUAGAUUUUUAAAAUAGUUUUGUAAUUGAUCCCUUCCCCCUCUAGUUGUUUGGAAUCACCAGCAGGUUAGACAGUGUUGUCUUUAAAGAUAUCUGACCCAUCUCUCCUGUGUGUGUUUGUAUACCAGCACUUGUUCACACAAUAUAGUUGGCUCUGUAUUCUUGUGUAAAAUAGCCAGACUGAUGCAAGUAGAUCCUUGCUGUGUGUUUGGCAAGACUGUGAGUGAGUGUGUGAGAAAGAAAGAUAUCUCCAUGCUGGUACUAGCUAAACUGCUCUCAACCUAAAUGCUGUUCAUCUCUCUAGAGUCACCUUUUGGGGAGAAUUCAAAGCACAUUUCCACUUCAUCCUUUUUUCUGUCCGAUGUUUGUUGGCAUUGUGCUCAUACUGCCUCAGGUGUGUGUACAUUUAUGGAAGUGAUACUAUGCAAAUUCUUACCUCAAUUUUUAGAGAAAUUUACCUCAUGAGAAUAUAUUUUCAUUUUUCUAAGAAAA
Messenger RNA from Coregonus clupeaformis (lake whitefish), 5044 nucleotides. Its product is annotated as ubiquitin carboxyl-terminal hydrolase 44. Gene Ontology annotation, cellular component: cytoplasm. The coding region runs from base 1056 to 3290 and encodes 744 amino acids. Gene Ontology annotation, molecular function: zinc ion binding; cysteine-type deubiquitinase activity. Lineage: Eukaryota; Metazoa; Chordata; Actinopteri; Salmoniformes; Salmonidae. Gene Ontology annotation, biological process: protein deubiquitination. The transcript has 6 exons. The record is from RefSeq and is a predicted model, not a curated record.